Messenger RNA from Papilio polytes (common Mormon), 1291 nucleotides. RefSeq names its product carboxypeptidase B-like. Lineage: Eukaryota; Metazoa; Arthropoda; Insecta; Lepidoptera; Papilionidae. Gene Ontology annotation, biological process: proteolysis. Bases 45 to 1205 code for a protein of 386 amino acids. Gene Ontology annotation, molecular function: metallocarboxypeptidase activity; zinc ion binding. The record is from RefSeq and is a predicted model, not a curated record. The transcript has 8 exons.
CCUUCAAAAGUAACUCUACUCCUUAAUAAAUCUUAUUUUCGUUAAUGGCGACUAAAGCCAAUAGAAUUUUUGAGGAAUUUUUAUCGUUAGUAUCCGCUGAAAACUUUCAAAUAAACAAAGUAAUUGAUAAAAACAAUGAGGAGGAGGAAGACAAAAUAUGUGAUGUUAGCACUCAAACAAAUAUUAAUAUGCGACAGAGAAAAGUUGUAGGUAAAUAUUAUCCAGGCGCUAUUACCAGACACUACGUUUGGAAAGUAAUGGUUCCUUCACAGAGACCUAAGCGAAGACGAGUAACCUUUAUGGAUUGGAAGAAAUAUCACAAACUUAGUGUUAUUAAUGGUUUUAUUGAUGAUCUAGAAAAAGAUUAUCCCGCCAUUUGCACAGUAACAGUGAUCGGUAAAUCUGUUGAAGGUAGAAACAUUAAGAUGCUAAAGAUUUCCAACAGUGACGCCGAAAACUCGCCCGUGUGGGUAGACGCAGGCAUACACUCCCGAGAGUGGAUCAGCAUUGCUGUUGUUACCUACUUAGCUAACCUCAUUGCCAAAAAUUUCCAUAACCUCCCGAAAUCAAUUACUAGUAAAGAUUGGCAUUUUGUACCAGUUCUGAAUCCUGAUGGAUAUGAAUAUACACACAAUCACGAACGCAUGUGGCGAAAGAAUCGCGCAAUGCACGAAGGAAAAUGUGUUGGAGUUGAUCUUAAUCGAAAUUUUAGUUGUGGAUGGGGUGUGGAUGGUGAUCAAGGUUCUUCAGCUUCACCGCAUAGUGUUUUCUAUAGAGGUCCAGCACCGUUUUCGGAACCUGAAACAGUCGCCGUCAGGGAUACAAUCAUGGGUUCAACAACACCUUUCAAAGUGUUUCUGUCGUUUCACAGUUAUUUCGAAUUAAUAAUAUUUCCUUGGGGCCACAAGGCAGAAGCAUGUCCUGACUAUCUUCAAUUAUUAGAAGGCGGUGCGGUUAUGGCUAGAGCGAUCUACGAAAGCAGUGGUUUGAUAUAUAAAGUGGGCAGUACUAAGGAUAUGACGUACAGUGCAUGCGGAACUAGCACAGAUUGGAGUUAUACAGUAGCAAAUAUCCCCUUCUCUUAUAUGAUAGAGCUACGGAGCAAAAAACACAAGUUUCGACUUCCUAAAAGCCAGAUUAUAGAAACUGGAAAAGAAAUCUGGAACGCUGUCGGAAAACUUAUGGAAUUUGUAGACCAAUAUUAAAAUAUUUGGUCAUAAAUUAGAUCCUAAAAUUUCUACAAAUUUUGUUUGGUUUUGUAUUUGGUUUUUGUAUUAACAGAUAUGUUUGU